Molecule: messenger RNA, 1898 nt
Organism: Corapipo altera (White-ruffed manakin)
Lineage: Eukaryota; Metazoa; Chordata; Aves; Passeriformes; Pipridae
Gene: SLC25A47
Product: solute carrier family 25 member 47
Exons: 6
Coding region: 170-1054 (294 amino acids)
Biological process (GO): transmembrane transport
Cellular component (GO): mitochondrion
Molecular function (GO): transmembrane transporter activity
Source: RefSeq, a predicted model, not a curated record
AUCCACAAGGCUCACAAUCCCCAGAGGCAAGAGAAGACUGUAGGAAGGUUAUUCAUAUUGCAAAUCGCACUGUCUCCGCAGGACCUGCAGGGCUCUAGGAAGACAGAACUCCUUCCUUCUACCUCCCUAACACUACUUCAGGGUGAUUAAGGCAGCAGACGCACUCUGGAUGGAUUUCAUUGCUGGGGCCAUUGGAGGUGGCCUAAGCACAGCCGUGGGUUAUCCGCUGGACACAGUGAAGGUGAGAAUUCAGACUGAGAAGCAUUACAAAGGGUUUUGGCACUGUGUUCAAGAAACAUACAGGACAGAAAAAAUUUGGGGAUUUUACAAAGGUGUGUCUGCAUCAGUCCUUGCCGUAUCAGCAAUUUCUUCUGUUUCCUUUGGCACAUACAAGAACUUCCUCUGUACAAUCUGCAAGCUGCGAUACGGGGCUGCAGAUGCAAAGCCAUCCAAGCUGGAUGUUUCCCUUGCUGGAGCUGUUGCCGGUGCUGUCCGGGUUGUGUUGACAAACCCCAGUGAAGUGGCUAAAGUUCGGAUGCAGACUCAGAGAAACCCACACCCUUCUGUCACAUCUCAGCCUGCUUCCAAACCAAAGUACCAAGGGUCUCUGCACUGUCUGAAGGUGAUCACCAAGGAGGAAGGUUUUGGGGGUCUCUACAAGGGCUGCUCUGCAUUACUCUGCAGGGAUUGCUCUGCUUCUGCAGUAUAUUUCCUUUCCUAUUCUGCUCUGUGUGACUGGCUCACACCAGCUGGGAAAAAUAAACCAGGUUUCCUCGUUGUGCUGCUUUCUGGGGGCUUUGCUGGAGUCCUGGCCUGGGGAUUAGCUACUCCCAUGGAUGUCAUCAAAUCACGGAUGCAAAUAGAUGAAUCGGACCAGCACAAAUACAAAGGCCUGAUCCACUGUGUUAGGGAAAGUGUGAGAAAGGAGGGUGCAAAAGUGCUUUUCAAAGGACUGGGUUUAAACUGCAUUCGUGCCUUUCCUGUGAACAUGGUAGUGUUUGUAACUUAUGAAGCUGUACUGAGAUUUACAGAUCAUUAUAUAAGCAAAAAAUAGCUCGUUCUAUUCUUUUCAGAGGUGUAUCUUGUUUGUUAUUCUUUUUUGUAAUACAACAUCCACAAUCAACUGCUGAAUUGAUGGACAGCAUAAGAAGCAAGGACAUUUCAGCACAAAGCUGAUGACUGAUGGCUUUGUUUCAUUCCAAUAGGAUUACAAACUCAUCAGGGAGUCUUGGAUUCAUAUACAACCUCCCUUUUAUCUCGUUAAAAAGUAUUUAGACUGUAGCUGCUGCUUUGGCCCUUGAAAGAUUUGGGAAUAUUUAUGUUCUAAAAAGCUGCCUGUCUGAUCAGAGGUUUUGGUAAAGUACUUAAUUUUGUUUUCUACUGCCCCAGAAAACAAUCCUCACGACCAAAGCAAGAGCUGGGGGGAGUUUGUGUAAGAUUUAACACUAUCCAGCCUGCGCUCUUUACAUGUAAUGCCUGCGCUGCAUUCACUGAGUGACUUACAUAUUUGUGCUUCAGGCUGUAACUUCUCUUUCCCAGCUGUAAUUUUCCCAGAGUACUCUACAGUUAUAUCCCCUUGGCAGCAGCUGAAAUAUGAAUGUCCUUGCUUUUCCCUGUUGCUAUUUAAUGAGUGGCAGGCAUGGUCUGUUUACAUAACCAGCUAAUGGCCUCACUGCAGUGACGCCAGGCACGGGUUCCUGGCAGCCACGUGAUUUUCUCCCAGAGCUCUACGCAGCAUCAGGCCUCUCACGGAGGCCUAUGGAACAGCAUCUCUCUGAGCUUGGCACAGCUUUGGAGGCAAUCUGUUCUCAUCCUGUAGGGAGGGUGGGAAUAGAUGCAAAGCCUCUUUGCUUUCUCAAAGGAAAGGCUGCUGUAAAAUCCGCGCACUAGCGGGGUUA